GAAGAGAACCAAAAAAGUGUCUAGAUAUCUUGUUUUAUUUUAUAUAAAAUUGUUAAAUGAAGGUUGGUAAUGUAUGAAUGCAAAAUGCUUUGCUAGAGAAUGGUGAUGGUUUGACAUGGCAGUACACACACACUUGACACUUCAUUCCUUACUUGUGAUGUUCCUCGUCAUAGUCUUGUUCAUCAGCUACAUUGUGAAGUUUGAUAAUGAACUUUUUUUUAUUGAUAUAUGACAAUUGAGACGUGUCUUGUUUUGUGAAUUCAAAUCAAACUAAAAGAAGCGAACAAGAGACAGAUAAUAUGUGACAUCAAUAACCGUAAAAACGAAGUCUGACGCUAAGAUUUUGGAUUCAAAAACGUAGGGGUCCUAACUCCUAACUAUCUAAGAACCGGUUCAUGAACAGGAUCUGUCUAAAGGAGCUCUGGUAGAGAUGAGUAUAUUCAAGAUGGUUCUUAAUAAAAUAAAAGAUUUUGCGCGUUUGGUUAACUAAGUCAAUAAACAAGGUCGUGCACAUGUGGCCUGAUAUUCCACUUCAUGAACACAAAGCCUGUUUUAUAGUGAGAUAUAUUCCUAUAAACAAGAUUAUGUAUGACAAGAAGAGUCCUAUAAAAUUAGCAAAUACUCCUCCUACAUUACUAUAAACGAAUAUACAUAUCGAAUCAUCAUUGCAGCAAAUGUCACGAUUAUAGGAAUCAGACAAUUGACAUUUCAACUACUUAUCUGUAAACUAUUUUUAUUUUGCUUGUCAUUAAUUAAUAACUUUUUAAAUCAUUUUGGAGUUAUUUCACUUGAUUAUUUGUUAGUGCAUGCAUGCAUGAAUCUUACAAGAGUUUUGUGGGUAGGAAUAGUUAAUAACUAUAUUCAUUUAAGAUGUUAUUUCUUUUUGUGUAAUGUGUCGGUUGAUGUUAUAAAGAGAUAUGGGAUUAGGAAAUUAUAUGACGCAGGUCAUAUGAGAAAAGGAAAAUAUACAAAAGCUAAUGGGAUUAGGAAAGGCAGUCAUAUGAGAAAAGGAAAAUAUACAAAAGCUAAUGGGAUUAGGAAAGGCAGUCAUAUGAGAAAAGGAAAAUAUACAAAAGCUAAUGGGAUUAGGAAAGGCAAUAGCUUUUGGUAUAAAUAGAAGACGUCGAGACCUGAUUUGAGCAUCCGAUUGAAAAGAGAGAGAAGAGCAAUAAGAGAUAUAGAGACUAGAGAGAGACCAAGAGAAUUAGCAAUUAAAAAAGAGUGUUUCAUUGCUUCGUCUUGUGAUCUUUAUAGCAUAAAGUUGGUUUAAAUCCUCUUAACAAUUUGUUUUUUUUUUUCUCUUCCUAUCUCUUUCAUAAACUGCAACAUAAUGUCGAAAACAGAAAAGUUAUGGGUCGUAUCAGAUACUACCAUUACUAGCAAGUUUGGACAUCGUCCUCCUUCUACCUAUUCCAUGAAGAUCCAAAGCCUCUCUCAGCUCAAGACUCUCUUCUCCGGUACUGACGGAUACAAAUCCCGUACCUUCUCUUCCGGCAAAUAUAACUGGAAGUUGGUUGUAUAUCCCGAAGGAAAUGAAAAAGACAACGGGACAGGGUUUGUUUCAAUGUACGUUGAAUUAGAUAGCGAAAGCGCCUCGUCCACUAUUUUGGCAUAUCUCACCUUUUUCAUCUACAACAAGAAAGAAAACAAAUACUUUACUAUUCAAGACAAUGAAGAGAAGCAGUUCAAUGCAUUAAGACUGGUGCAUGGGUUUCCGCAAGUACUUCCGCUUGAUACGUUCAACGAUCCUAAAAACGGAUACGUCUUUGAUGGAGAUGAUCAGUGUGAGUUUGGCGUCGAUGUGAUGGUUCCACUUACCAAUUGGGAAGUUGUCUCCAUUACUCAGGAAUACUCUAAUACAAAAUUCUGUUGGACGCUCAAUGAAUUCUCUGAGUUGAAAGAGCAUUGCUACGUAUCAAGCAAGAUGUUAGUGGGAGGAAGGAAUUGGGUGCUGAAGCUGUAUCCUAAGGGUCUAAACGCUACAUAUUCCGCAUGGUUGUCCCUCUUUCUGCAUUUAGCCGAUGAUGAAACAAUGAAGACAGGUGAGGAGACUUACGUGCAGUGUGAUAUGCGAAUUCUCGACCCGUUUGGAUGCGACCACUUGACUAAAAACUUAAAUCAAAGGUGCAGCAACUCCACCCCAAAUUUGGGCUGGCAUAAUUUUGUGUUGUUGGCUAAUUUUGAGAAGGUUUACUUGGACAAACUAGGUUCUUUGGAACUACAGAUACAAUUUAAAGCUGUUUCGUCCACCAAAUAUUCAUGAAGAUCUAGUUCCAUUAAUUAGUUAUUUACUUAUUUAAGUUUUGUUUUUUUUUUUUUUUUUUUUUUUUGACAGCUUCUUAUUUAAGUUUUGUUUAUUCAGAUUCUAGGGUUUUUAUAUCAAUACUAUUAAAAGAGAAUCAUUCUUAAAAAAUCUAUUUAUGCAAGGUUGUUUGGACCUAUUAGUUAGACUAACACCAUAUAAUUUAGCCUAUUUUUAAGCCAAAGUAAUAUUCCAUACAUCAACUCAUAAUUUCCUUAAUGUACAAAAAGAGAUAUUGUAACUAACAAUUUUUACCUAAAGAUUUUAUUAUCAUUUUCUUAAUACAGAAAAUAACUUAAGGAAAUAGUCAUAACAAACGGAUUAAUAUUAAUGUACAUAUUUUUAAAUAUUAAUGUCCCAUUUUAAAACUAAUUUAUUUAUAUAUGUAGUAGAAAACAAUAUUAAAUUUUGAUGAGAUUUUAUUAAAAUUUGCAAAACAAAAUUUAUUUUUAACUUGAAUUUGCAAAAAAAAAUGGGUUUUAUAUUGAACUAGGUCUGAUUUAACUCAAAUUUGGUUUUUAGCACAACUCAUAACCAGUUAGAAGAGUGAGUCAAGAUCCGACUGGUUCGAUCAUACGGUCCGAUCAGAUUUUCAAAAUAUUGGUUAAUACAGUUCAAUAAUUAAAAUAUAUAUUUUUAAUAAUGAAUAUCUUUACAACUAAAAACAUACAUAUCAUCUUUAAAUCUAUUUCAAACAAAUCUCACACUAUAAAAAAUAAUAAAUAAUAAAAACAUUAAAAGUCAAUAGUUAUAAUGUGAAACAAAAAAAAUUAUACUAAAUUUAAAAUUUAUUAAAGAUUAAAAACUUCAAACCCGCGCUUCUUAAGCGCGGAUCAAAAUCUAGUUUAUUGUUUAAAAAAAUAGUUACUACCUGUCGCUAUUUAGCUUUGUUUUAAAAAUAAUAUAAAAUAUCUUUUACAUUUAUGUUAUUUUAUAUAUAAAAACUACAUAUAUUUUAAAAAGACUUAUUCUUGGUUCACCAACUAAUAGAAUUAUGUUAUUUCAAAUUUGAUAUCUUUUAUAAAAAAAAUAAAAUAUUGUCAAGUUAUAUUAUGUUUUUUAAAUAAAAAGAUAAAAGAAUACAAAUAGUAGUAAUUAUAAAAAAAAA
This is a messenger RNA of Brassica rapa (field mustard), 3410 nucleotides long. RefSeq names its product probable inactive serine/threonine-protein kinase fnkC. Gene Ontology annotation, molecular function: protein binding. NCBI's taxonomy places the organism in Eukaryota, Viridiplantae, Streptophyta, Magnoliopsida, Brassicales, Brassicaceae. The record is from RefSeq and is a predicted model, not a curated record.